AUGUCAAGAAAGCACAAGCAGGAAGAUAGGCAUGACCAUAAAGAACCUCGCCGAAUUACAACAACGAUAGAAGACAAUGAUAAUAAACAUCGACCAAGACCAUCAUCGAUAGAGGAAAAUGAUGAUAAAUAUCGCCAACGAAGAUCAUCUAUAGAAGAAAAUGAUGAUAACCUUCGCCGAAGACCGUCGUCGAUAGAAGAAAAUUAUAAUAAACAUCGCCGAAGAACAUCGUCGGUAGAAGAAAAUGAUAAACUUCGCCGAAGAACAUCGUCGACUGGAGGGAAAGAUGAAUCCACAGAAAAAAGUGAUGGGAAACCAAGCCCUCGUUCUACAGUUGAAGAUGACAGAAAAUUUCCAAAAGUGAAACGUAUGCAUAAUGUCUGUUGUUCCCAUUGUGGCGACGCAGAUGGAGGCUGUACAAAAUCAAGACUUUUAGAAAACCACAUAUCAAUUACGUCACCGUCAAAUUCGAGUCUACCAUUUCAUGUGACAAACGUAACAAAGUACAUAGCAAUGCUCGAAGGAGAAAUUAAAAUUCGAAGAAAAGAUAACGCGUCGACAAGAAAAGGGGUCAACGAAUUCAUUGAAAGUUUAAAUAAAGCAAUGGACGGGAUUUCAAACAUUCCCUUGAAGAUGCUCAAUUCUGGUUCUCACUAUGACAAAACUACGAUUGAGUACGAUGACGAAUUUGAUUUUAUGGUUUGUCCAAGCGGAAAGUUUGAGGCAGUUUUCACAAAUUGUCCUCCUGGAUUUUGUAAGAUAAGGAAAGGUCGAACAACCAUUGACGACCUGGAUCAGGCUUUAAACAAAGAUGGAUAUCUCGUUCCCGAACUCUUUAAACAAAAAAUGUUCAGCAUUUUUGAGGAUUGUAUAACAAGUCCUGGUUUUAGACAAGGAAGAAGAAUAAAAAGAAUGCCACGUAAACCAGAGAGUCCGGCUUUCACACUCCAAUUUGACCUGGGCUCAGGAAUACCAACAGUAGAUAUUGACUUGGUGCCUGCUAUAAAAAUAGACUCCUGGCCUUCCACUGGGAGGAAAAUAUGUCCAGAAUGGAUAGGAACUGAUAAUGUGCAAAAAGCAAUGAAAUGUUUUCAUGUGGUCACAAAGACCUACCCAGGAGGUAAGAUAAGCGACAGCUAUUC
Molecule: messenger RNA, 1142 nt
Organism: Saccostrea cuccullata (small rock oyster)
Lineage: Eukaryota; Metazoa; Mollusca; Bivalvia; Ostreida; Ostreidae
Exons: 5
Source: RefSeq, a predicted model, not a curated record